CGACACGGCCGAGCUGUGGCAUGGACUAAACCGCCCCUUUCUUAGUGGCCAAUGGAGAACAGCUUAGGGCGGGACCGGACCACGCUGAGAGCCAAUCAUCUCGUUCUGGAGGGAAGGGCCCUGUGGCUUCUGGGUACCGGAGUGGUUGUCCCUCCCCUCGUCCCGGAGCCCGGGAAAACCCGGAGCGGGGAUCAGAAAGAACCAGGCCGGGCCAGGCAGGGCCGAGCGGGGCCGGGGUCGGGGCCGGGCCGGGGCCGAGGUCGGCGUCUCGCCCGCCCGUCGCCACGUCCCCUCAGUCCAACGCCGCAGGGACCGGGCCCAGGGGAACCGGAGCGCGCCCGGGAGGUGCCCCCCAAGAAGCCAUGGAACUCGGUGGCAAGAAGAAGCUUCAUGCCCUGUCCUUGGCAGAGAAGAUCCAGGUGCUUGAGCUCCUGGAUGAGUCCAAGAUGUCCCAGUCGGAGGUGGCCCGGCGCUUUCAGGUCUCUCAGCCUCAGAUCUCCCGAAUCUGCAAGAAUAAGGAAAAACUUCUGGCAGAUUGGUGCAGCGGCACAGCCAACCGGGAGCGCAAGCGCAAGCGGGAGUCCAAGUACAGCAGCAUCGACGAGGCGCUGCUGUGCUGGUAUCACAUUGCACGGGCCAAGGCCUGGGAUGUCACGGGCCCCAUGCUGCUACACAAAGCCAAGGAGCUGGCAGACCUCCUGGGCCAGGCCUUCGUGCCCAGCAUUGGCUGGCUGGUGCGCUGGAAGCGCCGCAACAACGUGGGUUUAGGGGCUCGCCAUGUCCUCCCUCCUCCUCCUCCUCCGGCUUCCCCAGAGCCCGCUCCCUUGGGCACCGACCCCCACACGCCCAUUGCCCUGAAAGACUUUUCCCCAGAGGAUAUCUUUGGCUGCACCACAGUGCCCCUGUUGUAUCGAGCAGUCCCAGGUGGGGUGGCAUCAGGGGAGCGGUUACAGGUGUUAUUGUGUGCCAACAGCGGAGGGACAGAGAAGCGUCGGCUGGUGGUCACAGGGGGCCGUCGGCCUUCUCCGCGGUGCUUUUUUGGGGUCAGCAGUGAGGCUCUGCCUGUCCUCUACUGCCCGGGCCCACACAUCCCAUGGGCAGACUGGCUGGCCCAGUUGGAUCAGGACAUGGGACAGCAAGGUCGCCAUGUGGCCUUGCUGCUGACUGCCCACCCAACCAGGGGGACUGAGGAGCUGCCUGAGCUUCAGCAUGUGAGACUGCUGCCUCUGCCCACUGGUGGUACCAUACCCUGCUUACCCCCUCCUAUAGUGAGAGACUUCAAGACCCGCUACCGGCACCGCCUCCUGAGUAAGCUGGCGGCUCUCCAAGGGGAAACAGGUGGCACGUCUCUGGGUGCUGCUGGGGCAGGCAUCACAGUGCUCGAUGCCCUGCAUAUGAUGGCAGCUGCUUGGGACAAAGUGCCUGCCAGCUUCAUCAGGAGCAGCUUUGCUCUCGCUGGCCUGUGGCCCAGCAGAACUCCACCAUCUGCAAAAGAAGUGCCCAAGAUGCCGCCACUACCUGGCGGGCUGAGACCCGAAGAGUUUUCCCACUUUGUGGACCUGGAGGGUGAGGAGAUGGACACGGGAGGGUGCAAGGAAGAAGCGACCAGUGAAGGUGAGGAGGGGAAUGACGGGGACGAUGGCUUCGAGCCUUUGCCUACCAAAGCAGAUGCCUUGCGGGCCCUGAGCACCUUGCGGCGAUGGUUUGAGUGCAACGGGGCUUCCCCUGAACUCUUUGGGAAGUUUUAUGACUGUGAAGAGGAGGUAGAACGCCUGUGCUACCAGUGAGGGCCCCCAGGCCAGGCGAGUCCCGCACCUUCCUGUUUCCCAUGGAAACGCCAACAGAGGGCACUUUGGGGAUUUCUUUCCAGUGGAAAUAUGACGAGAUACGAGAGAAGUUGGGAUAUCCAAGGCCAGGCUAGGACGGCUUCUUUAUCCUUGAGCAGAGGGGCUUUGAACUGAGGCCACUGAUGGGGCCAAGAAUUCCAAAUAUAUUGCCUAGGGAUACUUCAACCCACUUGGAAAUUCCAGGGUAUUAGAAGAGAAGCCAUCAACAGGGCCUCUGGGAGCUUGGAUACAGGGAAUCCAGACUUUCUAACCAGCGUGAGAACUCCAUGAAUUCUGUGUUAAUAACCAAUUCUGCUGACGGCAAUCAAGUUUGGAAACAAAAGGAGCCUGGGCGUCACUUCCACAAGACUCAAGGGAGUUGGACAGGGGCCAGAGGGUGCCUCACGGACACUUCCUGUGUCCCAGGCCCCUCCAAUCAUGGUGAUCGGUGCUGCAGCUCAGGCUUCCAGGCAGAGGGAGUAAAAGGAAUUUCCUUUCAGGGGGGGCCCCAGCAGACCUCAAGAGAAAGAGGAGCUGCAUUAGCCAAGAAAUAACUGGGAAGGAGCCAAGGGGAAGAGCAUCCCAAUGAGGAAACAAGAGAGAGGUGCUUUGGCUUCUCAAGGCCAGGACCCUCCUGUUUUCUGAUUAAGGUUCCUGCUCUUGACUCCUACUUGGCUUUGGGAAGACCUCUCCUUCCCAAGGAGCCUGAGCACCUGAUGAGGACAUCCGGCCAGUCCUGUUACUCUCUUCUAAAGCCGAGUGGAAAUCGGUCACCAGGGAAACUGAGACCUUGGACAUCGGCCCAGGUCUCUGCGGUCACUGUGGGUCAGAUAAAGAGCUACCAGAAAGGCCGAGGGGUGCACUAGUACCUGUACAGGAAGUGUGUUCACACAGGAAGCCACAGAGUCCGUCUGAUGUUGGGAGAGGCCUGCCAGGGGCACCACGUGGGGUAAAUCACUUCUCUGCCCCCCAGACUGAGUGGCUUGGAGCUCUGACAGUCAGUGUUUCUAAGGCCGCCCCAAACCCAGCGCCUGAGGAGAUUCUGUCUAAAGCCUGUGAUUGCAAGGGUCUGGGAGGGUUUUUCUUGCUGAAUCCCCUUGAUACUGAACGACAGAAAAUCAAGGUCCAGAGUGUGGGUGGAAGACGCGCCCUGUGGUUGGUAGAGCUCCUCUGACCUGGCCACAGGCCCCAGCGGGGCCCGUCGCCCACAUUGCGGGUGGCUGGGAAAAGCCUGCCCCGGCACUUAUUUUACCCUCAAUAUGGCGCUUGGCUGUGCGAGUGGCUGUCUGCUCAUCAGUUUUUUUAAAGCCAAAAGCAAACUUAGGAGUCAUUAACAACCUUCUACAAAUGUAUAAUCCAGCUGGACUAGGGGGAGGAGGGAAAGUCCCUUAUUCCAGGGUACUUUGGGAUCUAACUGCCCUCCUCACAGGUAUGAUUUUCCUUAUUAUCCCUCCUCUAUUGUCAGAAAUGCCUGCAGGGCAGCUAAGUGGCACAAUGAAUAGAGCGCUGGAUCUGGAGUCAGGAAGACCUGAGUUCAAAUCCAGCCUCAGAUACUGCCUAGCUAUAUGACCCUGGGCAAGUCACUGCUCUGUUUGCCUCAGUUUCCUCACUUGUCAGAUGGGCUGGAGAAGGAAAUGGCAAACCAUUCCAGUUUCUUUACCAAGAAAACUCCAAAUGGGAUCCCAAAGAGUCAGAUACAAUUGAAAAAUGACUGAAUGACAAAAAAGAAAGAAACCACUCCAAAACCCCUUGAAGUUUCCAUUUCAGGCUUUUUACUCAGGGUAGGCAAUGUAGGCACCUGUCCCACACCACUGACCCUCUUUGUCAAAGGGCUCAGGGCUCAAGGAGAGAAAGAACUCGAAGAAAAAUCACAGCCACUGAAGCAAGAACACCUUUGACAAAGCCUUCUGAACCAAGUGUGGAAUCUUUGGGUCCAUCAAGGAAGGCUUAGCAGUGACUUACCUGAGGUAACAUAGGUAGGAAGUAGCAGGUCUAGUAAUUAGCCAAGCCAAGAUCUGAACCCUAGUCUUCUGACCCUAUAUCUAGUGCCCUCUAGGUAGUAAGAGUCAGUCAUCUUUCCCCUAGAAUUCUGGAGCUGGGAGGGGUCUCUAGGUCUCCUCCUCUGGCCCCUACCUCUAGGGAGGCCAGUGAUGAAUGGAUUUCUACUUUUAAAAGGUCUUUCGGAAUAAAGAUUCAACUUCCUCCCUUGG
Molecule: messenger RNA, 4036 nt
Organism: Monodelphis domestica (gray short-tailed opossum)
Lineage: Eukaryota; Metazoa; Chordata; Mammalia; Didelphimorphia; Didelphidae
Source: RefSeq, a predicted model, not a curated record